Messenger RNA from Misgurnus anguillicaudatus (oriental weatherfish), 1889 nucleotides. It is a transcript of the gene hs3st3l, whose product is annotated as heparan sulfate (glucosamine) 3-O-sulfotransferase 3-like. Gene Ontology annotation, molecular function: [heparan sulfate]-glucosamine 3-sulfotransferase activity. The record is from RefSeq and is a predicted model, not a curated record. NCBI's taxonomy places the organism in Eukaryota, Metazoa, Chordata, Actinopteri, Cypriniformes, Cobitidae.
CCUCCAGCUCAUCUUGUGCGUCUUCACUCUGUGAAGUAAACCCGCCUUCAUUCGCGACCCUCCAAUCAAAGGCCGUUUAAACGCGCCAGGAUGCUGAGCGCACUUUCAUGAAUGAAGACAACAAUCCUCCGGGGACGAGAGUCACCUCACCGCACUGAUAUUACAAUCAGGAUCUUUCUGUUGCCCGUACAAAGCAUGGGAACACGAGUUAAAGAGUCUCUCUGUGACGAUGAAGCACCCCAAACUAUGACAUUUGGCCGCUAUAUGCAAUUUAGGAAUGCCGCACCCUAAACUGACAGAGAUGGGGACCGCGAUUUCUUCUUCAGGACAGGCGCCUUAUGUUUUUCGGCUUGUCAAAGUUAAACGAAUAAAGUCUUAAGUAUAAUGGCCGACUACAGACUGUUUUCAGAGGGAUGGCAACUUUUAACAACCCUCUCUUGGACAUCCGGAGACUCUUGCAAAAACUUGUGAUCAUGUUUUCAUUUGGCGCGAUAUGCGUAUCUCUUCUCUACCUUUUGCUGGGAUGCUGCGAGUCGGACAGCUCGAAAAACGCACAGCCGUGGACUUUAACUGAAUGGUACCGCGAGGGCAACAACAAAACCUUGUUAAGAGAAAUAUUAAAGUCGCCUGGUUACGUGCUGGAGGAAAGUGUGGAUGCAAACAGCUCCGGGAAAGACUGGACCGCAACCCGACGGCUUCCUCAGGCUCUCAUCAUCGGAGUUAAGAAGGGAGGGACGCGAGCGCUGCUCGAGUUUCUGAGACUUCACCCGGACAUCCGAGCUCUCGGGUCCGAACCGCACUUCUUUGACAGACACUACACGCGUGGACUCAACUGGUACAGGAGCAUGAUGCCCAAAGCUCUCGAGGGGCAAAUCGUAAUGGAGAAGACGCCCCGAUAUUUUGUCACCCCGGAGACGCCGGCCCGCAUCCAUGCCAUGUCACGAGACAUCAAGCUAAUCGUGGUGGUGCGAGAUCCCAUCACCCGCGCCAUUUCGGACUACACCCAGAUCAUUUCCAAGACCCCCGACAUUCCUAGUUUCGAAAGGCUGACUUUUAAGAACAGAACCACGGGUCAGAUAGACUCCCUUUGGAGCCCGCUGUACAUCGGACUCUACGCCAAGCACUUGGAGCGGUGGUUGGCCUACUUUCCACUCGCCCAGAUCCAUUUCGUCCACGGCGAAAGGCUGAUAAGCGACCCCGCGGGCGAGCUAGGACGCGUGCAAGACUUCCUCGGUUUGCAGAGGAUCAUUACAGACAAACACUUUUAUUUCAACAAGACCAAGGGCUUUCCAUGCCUCAAAAAGCCAGAAGGCAGUAGCAAACCCCACUGUUUGGGGAAAACCAAAGGAAGAACUCAUCCCAAAAUUGACCCAGAGGUCAUUCGGAAACUUAGGGAAUUCUACCAGCCGCACAAUCUUAAGUUUUAUCAAAUGGCAGGCAUGGACUUUGGAUGGCAAUGAGUGUUUCUGUAUAAUAAGAAACAUAUCAGUGAGUGUUGGUAGAUACCUGUGUGUUUACAAUAACUGAUUACUAAUGGUGUUUGUCUAGAUUGGUCUAGAGUUGAUCAGUAGGAAAGCUGGAAGGUACAGUAAACUGAUAUCAUUAGAUGUUAUCAUAUACAGUAGAUUUGUCGAUGGCUCCAUUGCUAAUCAGAUCAAUGUAUCAUGUUUUGAGGAGGUCAUAAAUAUUCUUUUAUACCUUGUUUGUGUGUCAGGUUGUGUAAACUGUUGACAUUAUGUACUUAACUAGUGAGAUUAAUUUAUUGUUGCAAGCAGCACUUUACUGCAAUUUCCAUUUUUUAUGUUUUGAUAUUUUUCAUUUUGAUUGAUCAAGAUUAUUACAUACAUCAAACUGUUAUAAUUUAAAUAAACUGUAUAGCAAAACCCCUC